AUGAACGAGAAGGCCUCCGUCUCCAAGGAGCUCAACGCCAAGCACAAGAAGAUAUUGGAAAGUCUUCUUCGGCUGCCUGAGAAUAGAGAAUGCGCGGACUGCAAGUCGAAGGGUCCUCGAUGGGCAAGUGUGAAUCUAGGGAUCUUUAUAUGUAUGACAUGUUCUGGAAUUCAUAGAAGCCUGGGGGUGCACAUAUCUAAGGUAAGAUCUGCCACCCUGGAUACAUGGCUGCCAGAGCAAGUUGCAUUUAUUCAAUCAAUGGGAAAUGAAAAAGCAAAUAGCUAUUGGGAAGCAGAGCUGCCUCCUAACUAUGAUAGGGUUGGGAUAGAGAAUUUCAUCCGUGCAAAAUACGAGGACAAGAGAUGGGUACCGAGGAAUGGAACAUCACGACCUUCCUCCGGUGUUCGAGAUGAGAAGAGCCAAGAGUCUCCGGCUAGUGCUAAUAGGAGUGGACAUGGUCAUAGAUCUUCAUUUGAGCAAAACCGUGGUUCACCAGCUCUUCCGAGCAAAGUUGCACCUGUAGCUUCAAGGAUACCCUCUCAGGCAUCACCUCAGCCCCCAAAGGUAGAACCACCAGUUCCUAAGGUGGUUUCACCUCAGCCACAGAAAUCUCCUGCCAAAGUUGAGGCAACACCCCCUAAAGUUGAGAAGCCAUCUGUUGUGCCACCUCCUAAAGUUGAUUAUGCUACUGAUCUCUUUAACAUGUUAUCAAUGGAUGGAACAACAGAGAAAGAGUCAGAGUCAUCUUCAAACGAUGAUAAUGCUUGGGAUGGCUUCCAGUCUGCACAACCAGUACCUAGCUCAGAGAAAAAAGAUUCUGCCAAACCAGCAGAAAGCAAGACCCAGUCAACAUCUGGAAUAGAAGACUUAUUUAAAGACUCACCAGCUGUGUCAAUAUCCUCAGCUCCAGCUGUUUCCCAAGUAAAUGCGAAGAAUGAUAUCAUGAGUUUGUUUGAGAAGUCCAAUAUGGUAUCUCCAUUUGCUGCCCAUCAGCAGCAGCUGGCGUUUAUGUCUCAGCAGCAAGCUCUUCUAAUGGCUGCUCUUAAAGCUGGAAAUGCACCACAAAUGAUUCCAGGGAAUGCCAAUCAGCUAAAUGCUAAUGGUUCUAAUCCCCCUCUUGGAACCUUGCCUUUCCAAAACUGGACAAAUCUUGGUUAUCAAAAUCCUGGGUUGACUCCAGCAGCAGCACAGAAUGGUGCCACCAAGGUUGCGAACAACAAUCAGGACUUUUCUUCUGGUACCUUUGGUUUUGGCACUCCUGGGGUGUACAACACUGGUUUAGCUGUCCCAGCAAAUGGGGCCACGGCAGCAGGUGCUAGCAACAACGGCACUGCAUCAACUGCAUCUUCUACUCUCCCCGCACAAUCUGGCAAAGAUUACGAUUUUUCCUCGUUAACUCAAGGAUUUUUCACCAAACGAUGA
Molecule: messenger RNA, 1422 nt
Organism: Miscanthus lutarioriparius
Lineage: Eukaryota; Viridiplantae; Streptophyta; Magnoliopsida; Poales; Poaceae
Source: the annotation of a GenBank genome assembly